AUGCUCGGUCAGCCCAUGCGGACACCCAUUUUCUGCUCGCCAACCUCCCUGGGCCGGCUGGUGCACCCGGAGGGCGAAAAGGAGCUUGGACGCGCAUGCAAAAACCUCGGGAUACCACAGUGCGUGAGCACCAGCGCCUCGUUCCCGCUCGCCGAGCUGGUGACCGCCGUCCGGAGCCACCAGGCGGACACGGACUACGACCUCCCGUUCUUCUUCCAGCUGUACGUCGACAAGAAGCGCGCCAACUCGGAGCGCCUACUGCGACAGGCAGCGGAGCUCGGCAUCAAGGGGGUGUUCCUGACAGUCGAUGCCCCUAUUCCGGGGAAGCGAGAGGCAGACGAGCGGAUGCAGGCGGACGAGAGCAUCAGCAGCCCGAUGAGCGGCGCCAAGGCGAAGAACGACAAGAAAGGCGGCGCGCUGGGGCGUCUGAUGGGCGCCUAUAUCGACGACUCCCUGCAGUGGGCGGACAUUGCUUGGUUGCGGAAAUGCGCGCCAGGCAUUCCGAUCGUGUUGAAGGGUAUCCAGACGGCAAUAGAUGCCGUGAGAGCGAUGGAGGCUGGCGUAGAUGCCAUCUUGAUAUCGAAUCACGGCGGCAGAAGUCUCGACACGGCGCCUGCAACAAUACUGGUACUUCUGGAGCUGCACAAGUGCUGUCCACAGAUAUUCGACAGGAUGGAGGUCUUUGUAGACGGCGGCAUCUCGCGGGGAACAGAUGUUUUCAAGGCCCUCUGCCUGGGAGCAAAGUCGGUGGGGAUUGGACGAGGGUUCCUGUACGGGCUGAACUACGGGCGGGAGGGAGUGGAGAGAUAUAUCGACAGUGAGUUGAGCCCGCGUGAAGUAGUAGCAUUGUACUCCGGGACGCCUUGGCUUUACUGA
This is a messenger RNA of Phaeoacremonium minimum UCRPA7, 876 nucleotides long. Its product is annotated as putative fmn-dependent dehydrogenase protein. Gene Ontology annotation, molecular function: oxidoreductase activity. Lineage: Eukaryota; Fungi; Ascomycota; Sordariomycetes; Togniniales; Togniniaceae. The transcript has a single exon. The record is from RefSeq and is a predicted model, not a curated record. Bases 1 to 876 code for a protein of 291 amino acids.